AUGUCAUUCGCCAGCAGCAAAGAGAAGGAGCCUAAUGUCAGACAUGCCAAGACAAUUAUCCCAUCGGCGCAUUAUCCCAAGACAAUUCAGGCGGCGUUUUGCCGGUGUUUUACCACAGGAGGCGUUACUUUCGGCAAAUGCCGUGAGCCCACCGAAGGCAUUUGGAACGGGUCCAGCUUCGCUGUGGUAGUGUCUGUUGCCGUCCUCUUCGGCCUCGUCGCCGCUGCCUUCGGAGGCUACGCUGCUGCCCCAGCCGCCGUCGCCACCUACGCUGCCCCAGCUGCUGUUUCCAAGACCGUCACCUCCACUUCCUACCACGCUGCCCCAGUCGCCGCCUACGGUGCUGCUUACCACGCCGCCCCAGUCGCUGCCUACGCCGCCCCAGCUGUCGGUGUCGCCAAGACCGUCGGCUACGCUGCCCCAGCUGUUGCCACCUACGGAGCUGCUUACCACGCCGCCCCAGUCGCCGCCUAUGGUGCUGCUUACCACGCUGCCCCAGUCGCCGCCUAUGCCGCCCCAGCUGUCGGCGUCGCUAGGACCGUCAGCUACGCUGCUCCAGCUGUUGCUACCUACGGAGCUUCUUACCACGCUGCCCCAGUCGCCGCCUACGGUGCUGCUUACCACGCCGCUCCAGUAGCUGCUUACGCCGCCCCAGCUGUCGCUAAGACCGUCAGCUACGCUGCCCCAGCCGUCGCCACCUACGCCGCCCCAGCUGUUGCUAAGACCGUCGGCUACGCCGCCCCAGCUGUCGCCACCUACGGUGCUGCUUACCACGCCGCCCCAGUUGCUGCUUACGGUGCUGCUUACCACGCUGCCCCAGUUGCUGCCUACGCCGCUCCAGCUGUCGCUAAGACCGUCAGCUACGGCGCUGCUGCCGUCCCAGCUUACGGUGCUGCCUAUGGUCUUGGCUACGGUUAUGGCGCCGGCAAGUACGUCCACAUUUUUCUGACAAAACGCAACAGGGCCCCACAACCAACCAUGCAGACUCUGUCCGUUGCUGUUCUCCUCGGCCUCGUCGCCGCAGUUUUCGGAGGAUACGCCGCUGCCCCAGCUGCCGUUGCCACCUACGCUGCUGCCCCAGCUGUCGCCAAGACCGUUGGCUUCGCCGCUCCAGCAUACGGUGGUUACGGCGCUUACGGCGUCCAUGGUGGAUACGGUGCCUACGCCGCUCCAGCAGUUGCUGCUUACGCUGCUCCAGCUGCCGUCUCCAAGACCGUUUCCACUACCUACCAUCCUGCUCCAGCCGUAGCUGCCUACGCUGCCCCAGCCGUCGCUGCCUACGCUGCCCCAGCUGUCGGUGUUGCAAAGACCGUCGGCUAUGCCGCUCCAGCUGUUGCCACCUACCACGGCUCCGCUUACCAGGCUGCCCCUGUUGCUGCCUACCACGCUGCUCCAGCUGUCGCUAAGACCGUCAGCUACGGCGCCGCUGCCGUCCCAGCCUACGGUGCUGCCUACGGUGUCGGCUACGGUGCCGGCUACGGUGCCGGCUACGGCUACGGUGCUAAGUACCUGCACUAA
Ornithodoros turicata is the source of this 1518-nucleotide messenger RNA. RefSeq names its product RNA-binding protein 14-like. The transcript is spliced from 7 exons. The coding region runs from base 1 to 1518 and encodes 505 amino acids. The record is from RefSeq and is a predicted model, not a curated record. NCBI's taxonomy places the organism in Eukaryota, Metazoa, Arthropoda, Arachnida, Ixodida, Argasidae.